CGUCAACGGGAGCUCAACCGCCCGCCCUGUGCCUCGCCUGUCGUUCAGUGGGAAGGCAGCGUUAGCCUCGUCAUCCAGCUCCCGCCAACCACCAUCAACAACCCACCACAACCCCCCAUCCCGCCAACGACGAAGCUCCCCUCCCGGCGAAAACACAUAUCAACCACGCCCACAACCACGACCGCCGACAAAGUAAUUCAGCGGCCCGACCUAGAGGCAGCACAAUCGCCAAUAUGCCCGGCUUCGACUUCUCAAACUACAACCGCAAUGCGGCGCUACAUGCUCGGGGAGUCCCGCUGCCCAAGGCGACCAGCACAGGAACGACUAUUGUCGGGUGCAUAUACGAAGGUGGCGUGGUGAUCGCUGCCGACACAAGAGCCACCUCGGGCCCCAUCGUCGCCGACAAGAACUGCGAGAAGCUGCACUACAUCGCGUCCAACAUCUGGUGCGCGGGCGCCGGCACGGCCGCCGACACCGAGUUCACAACCGCCCUGAUCAGCUCGCAGCUGGAGCUGCACGCCCUCUCGACGGGCCGCAAGGCCCGCGUAGUCACCUGCAUGACGAUGCUCAAGCAGCACCUGUUCCGGUACCAGGGCCACAUCGGCGCGUACCUGGUGGUGGCGGGCGUGGACCCGACCGGCACGCACCUGUUCACGGUGCACGCGCACGGGUCGACCGACAAGCUGCCGUACGUGACGAUGGGGUCGGGCUCGCUGGCGGCCAUGUCGGUGUUCGAGACGCAGUGGAAGGCGUCGCUGACGCGGGACGAGGCGGUCAAGCUGUGCGCCGACGCGAUCGAGGCGGGCAUCUGGAACGACCUGGGGUCCGGCAGCAACGUGGACGUGGCCGUCAUCACCGCCGACAAGACGACGCUGAUGCGCAACUACAUCAAGCCCAACGAGCGCACCCAGAAGCUCAGGAGCUACGCCUUCCCCAAGGGCACCACCGCCGUGCUCAACGAGAAGAUCAUCCGCAAGGCGGACCUGGGCAACUUCGUCAGCGUGCACGAACUGACCGAGGAGAACGACGACAAGAUGGAGGUCGACACCUAAAUGGUGGUCCAGCCCUGCGGGGGUGCUUGGGCGCGGGGGCGGGAGUUCUGACGGCAAAGGGUCCGGGUGGCUAGACAGACAGACAUGUUCUUGUACAAAUAACGGGAUCACGAUGCCGCGGGUUCUUGCACAACC
Chaetomium fimeti is the source of this 1187-nucleotide messenger RNA. Its product is annotated as proteasome subunit beta type 7 precursor. Lineage: Eukaryota; Fungi; Ascomycota; Sordariomycetes; Sordariales; Chaetomiaceae. Gene Ontology annotation, molecular function: threonine-type endopeptidase activity. Bases 234 to 1052 code for a protein of 272 amino acids. The transcript has 2 exons. Gene Ontology annotation, cellular component: proteasome core complex. The record is from RefSeq and is a predicted model, not a curated record.